UAUAUGACCUGUUAUCUUACACUCAUUUCGUAUAUCUGGCUUCUCUUUCUAGUUCUUCUCUCUACAAUAACUGGAACUUAUUUCACCUUGCAAUAAAAAAUCCCUGCCUGGAAUCCACUUUGAUUUUACCAUACCCACUUUCUGUUUGUUGAUAAAACGCAGAGAAACUGGAAGAAAUCAAGGGCCAAUAUUGGGAUUUGGGCAUGUGAUUGCUUGGCAGGGGAUGGAACAAGAGAUUAAUGAUACAGAAGCUGAGCUGGCUGAAGCCUCCACAAAAUUGCAGUCAACUGAGAAUAACAAUAUGGAAACUGAGAAUCCUAUUGAAGCAUCGACUAAGUUACAAUCUGAAAUAAACAACAAUGGAGAUGGAAAUCUUGUGGAUGCAUUAACUAAAGGUCAAUCAUCCAGAAAAAGAACCCCCAAAUCAUUGAGGGCCAAAUCUAAAACCAUAGAGAAACCUUCAGCUAACAAUUCUUUGAAGUCCAAGAAAGCUAAAAGCAGUCCAAAAUCUCAAGGAAGAAACAGAAAGAAGAAUAAAGAUAUUAUACAACGCAAGGGAGAAAGAAACAGAAAUGAGCAUGGUGAUGCUAAUAACCUGAAUUCGAGUGAAAAGAAUGUUUCUAAGAAAGAGCACGUUGAGAAUGGCCAAGAGAUUCGAAAGAACCAAGAAAGAUUUGUUGGGUCAAAUAAGGGUCAAAAGAGCCAAAAUAGUGGAGAAAAGCAUGGUGUCUUAGUUGACAGAAGCUCGAGAAAUCAAAAAAACAAAGAAAAACAUGAUGAGAGAGAAAAAAAUGGAUGGGAUGAGAAGAAGAAAGAAAAGCUUGGUGGUAUGAUCUUUAUGUGCAGUGCAAAAACCAAACCAGAUUGUUUCCUCUAUCGUGUCAUGGGUGUCACAAUGAAUAAAAAGGAACUCAUAUUGGGUGUGAAACCUGGACUUAAGCUUUUCCUGUAUGAUUUUGAUCUGAAACUUAUGUAUGGUAUCUAUGAAGCAUCCUCUGCUGGUGGAGUGAAAUUGGAGCCCAAGGCUUUCGGUGGUUCCUUCCCAUUUCAGGUGCGGUUUGUUGUUCGCAAGGACUGUUUUCCAAUCACUGAGAGUGUUUUCAAGAAGGCUAUAAAGGACAAUUAUAAUGAGAAGAACAAGUUCAAAACAGAACUUACUGUUCGACAGGUCCUGAAACUCAGUGCACUUUUCCGCCCAGUUAUAGGGCCUGUACGCUCGCCAUCAAUGGUGACUGUUCAGGAUAGAGAAGUUUAUGCGGGAGCAAGAGACUUACAGGUCCAUUUGGAAAGGGAAGCAUUUGCUAGAGCCAAUCAUGAUGCUAGGAGAUACUCCAUGCUCUCUGAAGAAAGGGAUCGACAUGUUGAAUACCAGCAGGCGGGCUCUAUGCACAGAGAUGAGUUUCCUUGUGAUUUAUUCAUGAGUGAAAAGGAAUAUAGAACGUAUGGCCUUUCAGGAGAGAGAAGAAAGUUGACUCCCUCUCAUCAUAUUCCAUCCACUCUAGACCCAUACCAGAGAGACCAGGAAAGAGAGCACCCUCUUAGACAGCCAGACCCUAUAUACAGAGACACUGUACCUUUGCAAAGAGAAGGCGUUCUGGCUGUUCCUCUCUACUUGAACCAGCCAUAUAAUUCUAGUGGUAGACGUGAAUUGCCACCAGCCAUUACUUCGAUACCUGCAACUUCUUCUGGCUCUGCUCUUGCUGCUUUGGACCCAUACACAAGGGAUCCAUAUUAUACUAACCAUCAUGGUGCUUCAUCUGCAGAUGCAUAUGUGCCACCUCCAAGGAUAGAUGAACUUUCUUCAGGUUCCUAUUAUGUUGAUGGUCGUAGAGAGACUUACCUAUUUGAGGCAGAUCCCUUGCGUAGGAGGGAAGCUGAUCAAGAGGGUAGAUUAUACUCAACGCAUGCUUCUGAUGCAUUGUCAAAUUAUAACAAGUUACUCCAGUACCACGGAGCCAAGCCUGAAACUGCACCUCCAUCAGUUUCAUCUCGGUACUCUUUUGCUGGGCCAUCUGUCUACUAUCGCUAGCCUUGUUUGCAGAUCUCUGCCAUGGAGGUCGAAAAUAACAGAGAUUGGGUGUAUGGUCGAAAAUAACGGAGGAUAGCUCAACCCGUCAUAUUUUGGUUGGGAUGGGAGAUUGAGCACAUCUGAGAGCACAUUCGAGUUUAUUUUAUUUUACCUUUAUUUGGAUUUGUUAAUCAUGUACUUUAGACUUAAUUGUUAGUCCAAUUAUUGGUAAUGUUUUCAUUAGGGUUUGUCUUAAACUAUCCAACUGUAUUUAUCUAUUAUAAAAAUUGCAUCUUUGCAAGAAA
This is a messenger RNA of Populus euphratica (Euphrates poplar), 2313 nucleotides long. RefSeq lists its product as uncharacterized. Bases 224 to 2029 code for a protein of 601 amino acids. Lineage: Eukaryota; Viridiplantae; Streptophyta; Magnoliopsida; Malpighiales; Salicaceae. The record is from RefSeq and is a predicted model, not a curated record. The transcript has 4 exons.